GAACAGAGGAAAAGCUUAGCUAUAUCGAUUGCAAUUACGAGCGCAAACAUGCACAUGCAUUUUUCGUAACUCGCAAAUUACGCCUUUUGCGUAACGCGUGUUGCAGUGAUUAGGUACGAAGGAGCUCGUCCCAUCUGGUAGAGGAAGAAUACGGGUCUUCGGCAAUCGACCAUUGGUAGUAGUAGAAGUGGUAGAAGCAGUUCGUGUGUUGGGUUCGAGCGGGUCGCACGUAUGAAGAGGAGGAGGAGAGUAAAAGCGAAGCAGUGAUAUGCCAGGUGGAGAGCAGUGAGGUUGUUGUUGUGAUAGUGACGACAAUUGGUGAUAGAGAAAGAGUGCGAGAUAAAGAGGGAAGGGAUACCGUGCCGCCAUCUUUGUACGAGUAGUGCGGACGCCCGGUUCUGUGAUAACGGGGCGAGAGAGUGUUGUCUGCCUGCCUGCCGCCGCCGUCCGUCCGUUUCGCUAAUCAAAGCACCUCUUUUUUGUAAUCAAGGUGGCCAUGGCAGUGCCUUAAUUUAUUGUAUAUGCCGAGAGCGUUGAGAGUGCGGCGGCCAUCUGACCAUACCGAAACGAAAUGACUCUUCGUCUGCAAACAACGACGUAAACAACACGAGAAGAAGAGCAGAGUCUUCUCCGAUCCGAAGAAGCACCGAGUUUGAAGAAAGAGCAACCUCUGGGGGCCCCUGCUGGAUGCAGACGACCAUCGCACAUUAUUUAUAUAUACUACAAAGAUAUAUAUAUACAUAAAUAUAUGUACACCCAUAUCACAAAGUAUAAAUAAGAGAGGAUACGCGAAGGAGGAGGGGUGUACGAGACGACGACAACCCUUGCCCAUUUCUUCUCGUCCGUGGAUAAACACCGACCAUCGCAGAUGUAACAAAUAAUAAUAAUAAAUGUGUUCAUCCAGUGCGAUCAGACCUCUACGAGUGCGUUUUGUUGUUAUUGUUUUUUGUUGUUCUUACUGCAUCUGUUGAAUAGUUUCCGGGAAAGGGUUGCUUCCGUUUCUAUUAUUGUUUGCUGCGAAUUUUCGUCCUCUAUUAUUAUCAUUAUUUCGUUCGAUUUUUACUUUCGCUUCCCGUGUUCGUUUGUUUUGCCACCUAAUUUAAAUAUGUGUAGUGUACCGCCAAAGUUCUAUCAGUUGUGUCGCAUUUGUUUAUCUCUGCCCAACGACGAUGGGAAUACCUCCACGUUCGAUAAGGAGUUAUCUAGGAAGAUAAUGACGUGUCUCUCUAUUGUGGUUACCGACAGUGACCAGUUACCUCAGAUAGUCUGUAUGAAAUGUUCAAAUCAAUUGGACGCGUUCAAUUGCUUCAGGGAGAAGGCCAAACAGACGGAAGACCACUUAAAGAAAUUCCUGCAGAAAACCAAACAGCUUACUGGCACGUCACAGGAGAAACAUAAGAAAUGUGAAUCUCUUCUGAAUAUGAUGAUGUAUCGGCCAUGUCUCAACCAUGAAGUGAAGAUAGAGGAGGAGGACGUGGAGGAUGUCGAUCACAGGAUGGAGCGGGAGUACGUGAAGGGUCGCCUAAAAGUGGAGCCGGAGUUGCAGAGGGAGGAACCGGUGAAGAUCAAGGUGAAGAGCGAUGCGGAUCUUCUGGCACGAAGGUCCGGGUCCCCGAUGACCUCCAUACAGGAGCCGACGGUAUUGCCUUACAACAUCAUCCAAACCCGCUUCAUCGCAGACAACUUGCCGCCACACUCGAUCAGUCCAUCCAGUCCCAUCGAACCGGCCGACCUUUCCAGCCGGAAACCGGAAAACGUCACAUGCGUGCCGGAACUGCCUGACUUCAUCAAGGACGAAACAGACGCCGCCUCCGAUUACAGUAACAGCUCGGAUCCCGAGAGGCUCGAAGUCGACAUGUCACAGGGUAUUGAUGAUCAUUCGAACUCUACGACGAGAUCGGCUCCGUCGCCGGCGAGUGAGCUUCCUCACAGUUCGGAUAACACCGACUUCUGGCAGGCUUUCUCGCAGAACGGUCACACGUCAGCAUCCCUUUCAGGUGAAGCCAGUCACUUACUUAGGAAGUUAAUAAGUUGCAGGAAGCUGGGGAUGACGAUAACGCCGGCACCGCCGUAUCCUGCGGACACCUUCGACCACGGUAAAGAGGCGAAAGGGUCCGCCGGUGGUGGCCGGAGGAAGCAGAGCUUCCCCACGAAAAUGGAGCUGGACGACUCGAGCCCUUCGCGGCACGACCCCGAGGUUGAAACCGAUUACGUCGGCGAGUUCAACAAUACGGGCCCCUGGCAGAUCGUGAAGAACGCUCGGGGGGCAGGAAUGGCUCGCAGGAUGGACCUGGCCUGCACGAACUGCGGCACCCAGACGACGACGAUCUGGAGACGCAACAUGAAAGGCGAGAUGGUCUGCAACGCCUGCGGUUUGUACUAUAAACUACACGGCGUCGACAGGCCGCACACGAUGAGGAGAGACACGAUACACACGAGGCGCCGGAGACCAAAAGGUUCGGAUAAUGAGAGAAAUAACCGCAGUAUAGCUCCGAAGAAGAACUCAAAUAACAACAGCGGCGAUAUCACAGAUACAGAAGACAUGCUGACAGCACUCCGUAAACAGCUUCAACCGCACCUGGUGAGGGCUCUGACAGGAAAGAAAAAUUUACAGCAGGGUGUCACUACCUAUUCGAAGUCGGUGAACAGCCAAUCGCCGACGGAGACCGUCGAGAUCGACUCCGAGGAUGAGAACUACAGGGAUCUUCCCCUGAACCUGGUGGCAACGCAGAUGGCCGAAACGGAAACGCAUUAAUACCGGAAUCCGCCAUACAAAAAGAAAAACGAACAAAAGAAUAAACGCUGAAUAUACAAAAAAAAAAACAAAACAAACAUGAACAAAACAAAGCCGAGGAAAGGAAAGACUUUGCUCCUCCAACGCUCCCCGGACUUCUGAGAUGUGUCUUUCUCAUCUCGCUCUGAUAAUUUCGCACCCCUCCAAGAAAGAAUCAAUACAAAAUACUUAAUUCGGUAUAAUAUUUUUGUAGCAAUAGGAGGAAAGAACCUACACUAAGAAAGUAAGAAUUGUGCUCUCUAAUUAUAUUAUAUAAAUGUAUAAUACAUAUAGUAUAUAUAUAUAUUUUUAAAAAAACGACGGAAAAAAAGUACUUAUUAAGAUAACGAUAAUAAUAAGAAUGGAGAAAAAAAAAUGAAGAUGAUGUUGGAGACGACUAAAGAAAAUACUCAAGUGCAAGAAUCAAAAGAAAAAAAAGGAACGAACAGGAAAAAAGAAUUGUUUAAUUCGUGGAAAGGAAUGGAAAAAACAAAACUUAAUAAUCACCGAUUGUGAUAUUUAUCAUGCUAUAAUAAGUAUAUAUAUAUAAUAAUUUAACCCCGCUCCCCCUGUUUACGUAUUUUUUUAAAUUGUUAUUGAAAGACGACUCCCCCUUUCAGACAUACACACAGACAAGCACGAAGAAAAGAAGCACCCUUUUUUUUAUUUAAUUUAUUAUAUACCUUAACGUUUCUUUUCGUACCAUUACCCC
Messenger RNA from Nicrophorus vespilloides, 3485 nucleotides. Its product is annotated as transcriptional regulatory protein GAT1-like. The transcript is spliced from 7 exons. The coding region runs from base 1106 to 2755 and encodes 549 amino acids. Gene Ontology annotation, molecular function: RNA polymerase II cis-regulatory region sequence-specific DNA binding; DNA-binding transcription factor activity, RNA polymerase II-specific; zinc ion binding. Gene Ontology annotation, cellular component: nucleus. NCBI's taxonomy places the organism in Eukaryota, Metazoa, Arthropoda, Insecta, Coleoptera, Silphidae. Gene Ontology annotation, biological process: positive regulation of transcription by RNA polymerase II; negative regulation of transcription by RNA polymerase II; cell fate commitment. The record is from RefSeq and is a predicted model, not a curated record.